Messenger RNA from Naegleria lovaniensis, 1278 nucleotides. RefSeq lists its product as uncharacterized. Bases 1 to 1278 code for a protein of 425 amino acids. The record is from RefSeq and is a predicted model, not a curated record. The transcript has a single exon. NCBI's taxonomy places the organism in Eukaryota, Heterolobosea, Eutetramitea, Acrasida, Naegleriidae.
AUGAAGAGCUCCUCAACGACUCGACUCGAACAAGAAGGAGAGAACGAUCCUUCUUCACGGGAGCAUGUUUCAUUGCAUACUGCUUCCAUUCCACCCCAUCCACUUUCUCAUCAUCAACAACAGCAACAACAUGAACCUUUUGAGGAUUGUAUGGAAUCAUCUUCUCAAUUGUCGAAUACAGUUUUGGAUGAUGGUGCUUUUCCUCUUUCCAACAUGCUUACUCUCCAUCAUCCAGCUUCUUCGUCCCCUCUGGUACCGAGCAUGUACCAGACGAUCGUACUUCCACAGGAUGAAAUCAUCCAUCCAUCACAACACAUGCAUCAUCAUCAUUAUCAUCCUCAGAUACAUGAAACACAUGUGUCGGAUUCUAGCAAGAGUCCUCAAGGAACAUUGAAACAAGGACGUCCUCGACAUCAUUCACUUCCGAAUUAUUCAGAAACACAUGCAUCGCAUGGGUUUCUUCCUCCCCUUCCUUCGUUCUUUUUAUAUAUGGAAGAGUCUUUGGAUGAUUUAUUAGCAUUGAAUUUAGAAUAUUAUCGACCACGAGUGAUGAACGAAUUGAGGGAAUUAAGGCUCAUGGAGUCCAAAGAAGAAUCUUCAACCAUUGUUUCCCAUCCUCCCAAUGAAGUCAUUAUCGACCAAGGGAAUGUGUCUUCUUCUCUUUUUGAAUCGAAUCCAUCCUCACAGCACGAAUCUACUGUGAUGAAUCCCAUGUCCUCCCCGUUGUUGCAUACUAGUACUAUUACUUCAAAGAGCUCGAGCUUGAGCAGUGGAAAUGGGGAUUGGAGGUUUGCACACGAUUCAAAUUUGUUUCAUUCCAAUGAAUCAUCAUUCCCUAGUGGUGUCGAACCUCAUGUGGUACAUGCCAGAAAAUCCUCCAUUCAUUCAACCUCAUCAUCGAAUUCACAAAUAGGUACCACCUCGAACCCAAUGAACAUUGCUGUGUUGCACCAUUCACAUCUCAGGGAGAACCAAUUACAGCCUGGAAGGAAUCAUCAUGUCAAUACCAUUUCCAUGCAUUCAAAUCAUGGACAGCAACAACAACCACAGAACACGAGUCAUGGCUCGAGUGGAGCUUUCUUUCAUUAUAGAAAUUUUGUCUCGCCUUCACCAAAUUCCAGCGUUGGCAGUUCAGCAACAAAUUCCACACAUUCGGAAUUGACUUUGAACGAAGCGAAAAAUCAUCCUCGAAGAAAACCAAAAGGUUAUGAUCAUAUGGUGAAACAAUUUACAUUGAAUGCACAACCAAAACCAAAAGACUCUGAUUCUAGAAAAUGA